Messenger RNA from Psilocybe cubensis, 912 nucleotides. RefSeq lists its product as uncharacterized. The coding region runs from base 1 to 912 and encodes 303 amino acids. Lineage: Eukaryota; Fungi; Basidiomycota; Agaricomycetes; Agaricales; Agrocybaceae. The transcript has 2 exons. The record is from RefSeq and is a predicted model, not a curated record.
AUGGAUUCGCUGGGCCCACACACAGAUUGGGGCACAGAUGACUGGCGUGACUAUUCGUUAUGGAGUACAAUAACCCCAGAUGCUUCGUUUGUGUUCAAUUUUACUGGAACAUCGGUUGCUGGGCUAGGUGGAAAUCGUGUGGCUCGCUCGCAUAUUCCAGCUAUCGCGUCUUAUUCACUAGAUGGUGGCGCCCACGUUAACUUCACGGUGUGUAAUUUAGCGACAUUGGUACUAGAUACCUCCACGGCGCAGACAAUAUUUCAGACGUACCAAGUGGCGCCAGGAAACCAUAGUAUUCGCAUUGUUUAUCACGGAGAUAGCACCACUACUCCUCUCGCUCUGUAUUCCCUUCUUGUGACUGGAACGGAAAAUGUCCUUAGUGUUGAUCCGCCUCCCCCAGCGCAGUCGCCCCCAGCACAGACGACGUCGACUUCUCUUCCAACAUCAUCCAUUCUCGUACACUCAAAAUCACACAGAGAUGCCUAUACAGCUGCGGUAGCUAUUUGCAUCAUAUUGGUCGCAACAUCAUUUUUGGUCGGGUCAUUGCACUACCGGAGGAGAAAACGCCGCUUUGAAUCAAAGCCAUUUUGUUCUGACAGUAUCGACCCAGCUCCUACGGGUGUGCACGUUUCCCCAUUCAUCAAUUAUCCCUCUAUUCCCUAUUCUAAAGCCGCGAAAGAAAAGACUGGAAAGGAUCGACUCAAUUCUCGUGGUCAAUCACAAGCACAGGUCGGGCGAGUGGAAAUUCAGCAAACUUUUCUUCCAGCAUCCUCGAUGCCUCCUCGCAUUUCUGCCCAAAUUCAUGUGGAUAGUGGAGUCACAAUGCAUCUGCCAACGGAAGAGGAUGUAGUGGUCGAUUUUCCUCCGGCAUACACAAGCUUGUGUGGCGAUAGUUGGAGUAUGGACUUGUAG